AUGGAGAGAGAAAGAGAGGGAGGGAGAGAGAUCGAAAGGGAGAGACGGAAAGAGAUCGAAAGAGAGAGAGGGAGAAUAGAGAGAGAUGAUGAGAGAAAGAGAGUGAGAGAAAGAAGAGGAGAGAAAAGAAGAUGGAGGGAGAGAGAGAGAGGGGAAGGGAGGGAGAGUGCGUUAAACUAAAGAUCAAAUUAAUAUUGGUUAAACCAGUUACCGGUGGGUAACUGGUUUCCGAAGGAGGAGAGAGGAGAUGUAUGAGGGUCAGGUAGCGUUGAACCUCUCACGGCAACACGCGAUAGGAAUCAUGAAGAUAGUUGCGACGAGCUGGCGGAGGGUGAUGAUCGCUAGGCAGCUGACACCCUCAUCUAUGGCCUUCUUGAUUAGCGAGUUCAUAGUCCCCAGGGCGACGUUUACUGCAAGCAUCGCCACCACCGGGCGCCAUCUGUCAGACCACGCAUCGCCCGCCAUGGCCACCGGUGGGUUCCGCUCAAAGCCUGUACGCUAGGGCUACAUACAAACACAACCCAAGCCUAUGAGAUGCUUCCCGGGAGCAGCCAAGAUGUUCGUCUUCCGUCAAGUCCUUGGCUUUUAUAGGCCUCCAUUCUUCUCUCUCUCAUCUUGCAUAUACCCUCCUCUCUCUCUUCCUCUCCCGGCCGCCGCCCCCUACAUCCCUGCUGAUCUCACCCGUCUGUCGUCAGCAAUUACCGCAGGGUACACGGGGCGGAUGUCUGAACACAUGGUCGUCUGAUCUGCGGCUACGCAUCUCCCUUAUCUACACUUCCCACCGAGCCAGAGCCCUAUGUUUCCACCUUGAUGUUGCCCCCACGAUCUCAAGGGCCUUCACCCUAGCCCCACCAUUGACCCCGUCGGUGCUCUUCUGAUCACGAUGGGAACAACGUUGCUGUUUCAGUUAUCCCUGUGAUGAAAACAAGGUCCACAUAGUAAGAGUAAGUUAGCACUACUCCGAAAGCUAAUCAGUAAGCUGUCGUCCUUUCUCAGCGGUCAAUGGCGAAAGUAGAGUCACUAAUCCUAAAAAAAAAGUGGGCUGUCAGCUGGCUUUUUACGCCUCCCACCACCCCAAAGAGAACCGGAUGGUUUCGUUCAAGAGAGGAAGAGAUUGGUCCCUAUCUUCCAGUAAUGAGUGGAAUCACUGUUGGUUCUCCACUGACGCCCACGAAGCUUCUCUCACUCCCGCCGGCUGUCCCUGGCGGCGAAGCACAGAGGUCAAGCGGGGAGGGUGGGUGAGAUCAUGCGAUAAGUAUGCUCUAUAAGUUGGAGUCUGCACGCAUGGUGCGCUAGUCGGAGGCCUGCGGAGGCCGACCAUUGGCCACGGUGAGAAAGGCGGAGGAGGCCAUGCCGCGGCGGCAGGGGCGAGAUCUCAGUGGAUGCCUUGCGGGGGAUUGUUUUGCCGUAGUUUAUGAUAUGUAGGGGCUGGGGGAGUGGUCGGUGUGUCUUCCGGCGAAUAAACAAAAGGUCUGCAUAAUAGCUACUUAUAAAUAUAUGGGUUGCUUUCAGAAACGUGUCUGCGGCGAGUUGAAUGUGAUAUGUGAUGUUCCCGGGGGCCGUGUUCCCGGGGCGGUGGGGAGAAAGUAGAGUCACUAAUCCUAAAAGAACGUGUUCCCGGCGAGUUGAAUGUGAUGUUCCUCAUGAGAUGUGAACUAGAAGCAGGAGGGGGCCGUGUUCCCGAUGGGGGGAAGGCGAGGAGAGAGAGAGAGAGAGAGAGAGAGAGAGAGAGAGAGCAUUGCUUAUCCUGGUCAUUUCCACUGCAAGGAAAGUCCUCUUCUCAGUACUAGCUAAUCAUAAAGAUGUUACCUUUCACCAUUGUUGGCGUUCUGUGUUCAUCCAAAACUCUAAGAUUCUCAGAUUCAGACCCAAGCCCCGUCUGUUUACUAAGAUGUUAGCCAUGUUGUCAUUGCCAGUCGCCAGAUGAACCUCUUGCUGCCACGUUACUGCUCCCAUCGGCCGUGCCUCGCAGCUGGCGGCCACGGCAUCCUCCGCCGUCAUGAGGAACCACACUCGGGGGCUUCGGACCUGUUUUCAUCUCUUCUUUGAGGACGGGCCAUGUUAAGGCGUAAGGAGGCCUCGGCCAGGGCCAUCAAGAUGGUAAAUUCUAAUCUCGGUGUCGUUCUGGAAAAAAAAGAGUAACUUAAAUAAAAAGAGCGAGUAACACAAGUAAAAAUCCUGCGGUAAACGAAUAUUUUCUUUAAAAUAAAUUUAUUAGAUGAUUCAGAAACAUUGCUGUCAGAAAAUCCAGUAUUUAAGUAAAUAAAUGAAGGCCCAAUUGGAGCCCAUUUUUUCGGAGAGACCCAUUCUGUGCGCAUAUCUCUCUCUACGCCGCUGCCGUAAACGCCGGAGCGGAUGUGUUAGAGGUCGUCAUUGAAUAGUUUGUUCGUGUAUUCCCCCUCCCAUAUUUCCUCUACGCGUAACUCUUUGCUGCUGAUUAUAGUUCGUCACUAUAUUUGCUUUGGGUCUUAGGGUUUAUUUCGGUGUUCCGGGCCGAUUGGCGAAAGUCGCAGGUGCCACAGCUGCCCCCAGCAGAGACGGCGUCGCUCGCCUUCGGAAUAUGCUAGAAUUACUGGUCUGAAGUGUCUGUAGAUGCGGGAUUCCUCGCCUCUUAGUCGGUCACACUUUGUUGCUCGAUUGAAUCGUUGCUUUCAAGAUUUCGAUAUAUUGUAUCCUCUCUUCAUCGUUACGUUCCAUUUCUGUAUUUCUGAAGAAAAUUUCGUUUCCCUUACCUGUUGAUGGGGCUUUCUGGUCGGCUUGUCCUAGCUUCGUCUGGGUGUCCUACGACAAUGACCAUCAAGGCCUGGCUCAGCUUUCUAUGUGGAUGUAACCUUUUUAUUGUGGUUUUGAGGAGCUUGCAACGUGAUAAUUUUCUUGAUGGAAUUAGGGCAAAGUGGUGUAGUUCUGCAUUCUGUGUGGCUGCAAUGUGGCACAUUAAGUUCAUUGAAUAAAAAGUUUUACUUUGUUUAAAAAUCAAAGGCUUCAAUUCUUGGCCGUAAUUGAUCAUCAUGUGGAAUAAGUUGGGCAUCUAGAAAGAUUCUUUCGCUUUUUCCUCUCUGAUGAAAGUGCAGGGCGUGAUUCUCUUUAUCCUGUGCAUGAAUUUUAUACUUUUCUUGAAUAAUUUCAUCAUGUGGGGCUCUUCAGUUCCCUAGUUGGUCCUCGGUCGACAUAAAUGCUGGAUGAUUUCGGUAUAGCCGAUGGCCUUCGGAAUUUUCGCGGCCUAUCGAUAUUUCUUUGAAAAUCCUAAUCCAAAGCCAUUUAUUCAGCUUUUUUUUGGUCAGACAAAGGAUCGCUGUUAUCAGUCGGCAUCGGUCCAUCGAGUGUAAAAGAAUAGAUUGGGAGUGAAAAUCACACCAUGCUACACCUUGCCGAGGGCGACGGAAGAAACCUACUACGAUGUACUCUAUGUUGAAGAAACCGCAAGAUAUGAGGAUAUCCCGAGCACAUUACAAGACGGCCGUCCUUGUCUCACAUCUAGACAAGAUCAGCUCCAAACAGGCAGUUGGGGAUCGCCAGGAGUUACGAGAGAGAUUUCUGAGAAUCCACAUGGCCUGGGAAGUUCUCAAUGAUACAGAGUUGAGAGCAGCUUAUGACAGAGGCUUGAAGGGCUUGAAAUCUGCGUCAUCAGUGUAUCCAGACGCAAUUGAGUUGAAGGAUGUGAGUGAUUCUAGUGACCCUCUGGAGCUCAUUUUCCCUUGUAGGUGUGGAAAAAAAAUCUCGAUUACUGCGGAUGAACUGGAGGAGAUGGGAUUCCUGCCGGAUAAUGGCGAGGAGUUGGAGGGGCAGGAUGUCUCUGAUCUGGCACCUGUGUCCAUAAAAGUUUCUUGUUCCUCUUGUAACUUGAUGAUUUUUUCGAGAAUAGAUCGUACUUGAAUCCUCUCUAUGUAGAAUUUGUUAAAUCUGAUGGCUUAUAUUGUAUGAGUAAUUAAUUGAAGCUAAAAAUAUACUCGAAUCCGUGAGUGUGUGAAAGCUAAGGUGUUUGUCACCUGAAGCUUGGGUUUUUUAAUGAUUUAUAUAGUCUAUACUUUCGGACAUAUAUUUCUCAAGAUCGCUACUUACUUUUUUAUGGGUGAAAGAAUGUGGAUUCAAUUUUCAGUUUUGCCAAACACGCUUGUAAGAUCAUUAGUAUUUGGAACUCCACAUGUGACCACACUUUAUCAAAUUUCCUUUUACAAUUACGAUUAAUCUAAUCGGCAGAGAUUUUAAUGUUUUGGUUGUGACUUGGAACCAAUUCCACCCAAUGCCAACUUGAUAUUAAUCGGUUAAAAAUGUGGAUUUCAAUUGAACUAACUUGAUAAUUUUCAUAUUGGAAUCCAAAAUUAAGUGCUGGUGGAAUUGAGCUCACUCUUAAUCCCUGGUCCCUUGCGUCUUGAGUCACUCUAAUACUCUCUCUCUCGGAUGGGCGUAUUGGAGGGGCUGAGUUAGGCUCAAUGUAGAUUUUCUGGGCAUUAAUUCAACAGAAGGGAAUUUCAAUUGUACAAAGGGGUAAAGAAUAAUGCAUAUUUCGAAUCUACUCAAACCACCCUAAAGAAUAACUCAACUGUCGGUGCAUUCUAGUUAUAUUUUGUAUUUUGAAAUUAGAAGUAUAUUUCAGGAAUUUAUUCGUGAAUCUGUUGUCUAAAUAUAUCAGCAUCACAACUACUGCAUAGGUUGAUGUCCUAAAUUUUUUCUGAAGAAAAUGUAAGCUGUUAGUAUACCGAAAUCUAUUUAUUUUUAUAGAACCAAUUUUACUUUAUGUUAUGUUUGACACUCAAUAAGGAAGAUAAUUUAUUCAAUGGCUAUGACCAAUUUAUUUCUAUUUAUUGUAUACAAAGAAUUUUAUUAAGAUUAGGUUACACAAAAGUCAUACUAUUUUAUGGAGUGUCUGAACUAUUUGAAGAAAAUCAAUUUAAUCUCAUCUCUAUUUAGAUGUCAUUUUAAAUAAUAAAAUAAUAUUAAAAUUCUCACAACCUAUUACUAAAUAAUAUUUCAUCGUGUACAAAAUAGUAUUUAUAGUUUUAUGACUUGAUUAUUCCAUUCAAUCCAUGCUUACAUUCUAUAUCAUUCUUUUCGUACAUUUUAUAAAAGAAAGUAAAGAAAGUAAGGAAAUCAUAAACCAAAUCGUUUCUUAUAAAUGAGUAUCAAUAAUUUUUCUUAAACAAACUUUCAUUUAUGUUAUCAGGGACAUCAUAUCACUUGUUACUAUAUUCUUAGAUCAAUCAACCCUAAUUAUCUCUAUAGAAUUAGGCAAUUACUAUUCCCACAGCCUGAAGGAUGAGUCUGGAGAAUCUCUUUCUGGACUAUCCGAAUCAUGCUGAUGUAUCCAGACGUGCUUUAUUUGUUCCUUUCUAUCGAUAAAACAAUAAAGACUACGUAGACUAUCGUCAAGAGGAAAGGCCAAGUAAGAUUAUGACAAAGAACAAUCGAAGUCAGUACCUGCUUGCAUCCCUCAAUCUAUAUCAAUAACCAAUGUGUUUGAGCAUCAGACUUCUGAAUGUUAAUGCGUUGCAUUAUAUAUAUCCAUAACCAAUGUGUCUUGAUGAAAGUAAUUUAGUAAUGCUAAUGUGUUGCAUGUGUUAGGAUGGAAUUCGAGCUCACUAUUGCAUUACUGGCUUUCUAUGAAGGAUUGUGAACAUUAUAUAUAUAUAUAUAUAAAAAUGUUUCAAACUCACAUGUAGGUUAACAGAUACAUAGUCACUUUACUAUAUCCCCAAAAAAAUGAGAAAUAGUCAAUCAACAGUAGGGCUGGAGAUUUAUGUAGUUUGUACUGAGUAGCAAUAGAUUGUCCAAUAAGUUAUACUUCUGUAGAAAGAGUGCGCAGACCAAAAUCGUAAAGAAUUAUUAACACAAAAUGAAAGCUUUUGAGAGCCGAUGUUAAUGAGAUCCAUUGACGCGUGGAUUAGUUUCCCAGUAUUCUGCUAUGUAGUAUGGAUUAAACGAUUGAAGCAGCUCCAAUUCUUGGCCUGGAAGAUACAACACUUUUGGUCGGUAAUUUAAAGUCGAAGGCUCUAGCCUUGAUGUACCCAUUAUGUGCUCAUCCCUGAGUGAUCACUUGUGCCUAGGUUUGUCUUAUGAUUUCAAUGUAAAUUUUUCCGCUGUAUAAAGGGCCGACAGGAUAUUCCGGGAAGAGAGCUAGCGCAGGAUGUUCGAAACAUCUCCGGCGCGGGAUGCUAGGAGAGGCCCGGCGCGGGCUGCUGGAGACGGGGGAAUGAUGAACAAAGGGGAGGCAUGGGCAGGCGCAGAUGGUGGGAGAGGCCCCGCACGGGCUGCUGGAGACGGGAGGAUGAUGGACAGAGGGGAGGCAUGGGCAGGCGCAGAUGGUGGGAGAGGCCCCCCGGCGCUCCGGGGGGCAGCGCGUCACGAGGGCCGGACAGAAAAACGGAAAGGGGAAGAGGCCCAGAGUAGUUCCGUGAGGAGCGUGAAAGAGGGACGGAAGCCCGAUAACUCUUCUUUUUUCUCGACUCUUCUUUCUUUGUUCGUUUUUCGCUCUUUCAUUGCAAAGAGGGCAUCUCGUACCAGAGACGCCCGGCGGUGCACGCGGACCGGCUUCUAAUUCGAGGUUGUUUUCGGGACGCACAACGAAGAGCGUAAACAGCGGGACGAAUCCUGAGAAUCGCAGUUUUCCAAGAUGGAAAGCUAGUCAACUCAGAAAUUUCUUUUGUUUUAUGAUGAGAAGGGAUCGGAUUUUAGGGACGUGACACCAUUUAUCGGCCGUUCGCCAAGAGUGGGCAAAUCGGAAUGAGCUGUAUCCAACAGCCGGAAGAAGGAGAGUGUGGCCAGUCUAAAGAGAGAGAAGAUGCGCAUCGUUGACCUGAUUUAAUUCUCUACGGCCAUUCUCAUCACAACUUCAUAAAGGAUUGUGCCACCUUUCAAGUAUCCGUAAGAAGCACUUACCUUAUAAUCAUUCCCAUGAAAGGCCUGAUUAGAUUAAAAGACGCUAGCGUCAGGGACAUUGCCCGCACGAGUGAGGCCUUACAGGAGGCAGAAGUUGCCUAUUUUUCCAAUUACAAGAAGCGUUACGAAUAUCAUAGGAACCAGGAGAAUUGCGUGGCCAUUUGACUCCAAGAAAUUGCUGAAUGGUGGACAUCCACUGUAUACGUACUCGGUACAUUCACUUGUCAAAUAUAUAUUUCGCAAGGAUCUGAACUCAUCACUGUCUAAUUUAGGGAGACUAAGAGAUAGCGCACUUCUUUAGUGUUACCUCACAACACACUCAAUACAGCCGUGAAAACCAGCAAAAGGGUCUUCUUUAAUGUCACGGCUCACUAGGAAAGACAUUUUUAAUAUUGUUCUAGAAGCUUGUUCAAAAUCUUAUCAAGGAGGAUAUUGAAUUAUACAAUUGUUUUUAUCCAGUAAGAAAAAAAAUUCCUUAAAUAUAUGAUUUACAUGUGUUACUUAGAACUUGGUGGUUCUACCCAUGGCAUUGCAUUGGUGCGAUGAUCCUUCUUUAAGGUACUAUUAUUUAUAAAUGAGCUUGGUCUUCAUAAACCCAGAUUAAUAUCAUUGGAUUUUGCAGGGUCUUUUCCUCUUUGGCAUAACAAUGGAGUAGCUAUAAUUAAUUAAAUACUGAGAAAAUGUAUGUAGGUGACGCAUCAAUAUUUAAUAAUUUGGAGCAAGCUUCGUCAAUGAAAAUAAUUUAUAAUUAGCAUUCAAAAGUAUAUCAUUGUAACAUAAAAUUAUAAAGUAUGAAAAAUGUUGUAUCGAUUUAUGCUUAUCUACAAACUUUGAUAUAAAAUAUCAUUUUUAUUUUCAUGAUUUGAAUAAAUACCAUUCUUAGAUUAUUAGCACUAUCCAAUUGUCUUUAGUAUGGGUGUUAUAAAUGAUUCCUCUAGUCCUUCAUUCCUUCAGUUUGAGUCUCUAACUUAUGUUUUUUUUCUCAAUAUUUGCUUGCAUGGCAUCAAUAUUUCUCAAAGAAAUAACUUAAUAAUUGGAGUUUUUUAUAAACAUAUUAACAAUUUAAUUAUUUGAAAUGUCUCCCUUUUAGUGAUUGUAGCAUUUUAUUUCUGUUUUUUACCAACUUUUUUUUUAUUUGGUUGUGUGUCAUAUUGCACUAAAUAAUUCUUUUUAAGUACUAUCAUACAUGAGAUGAAUAUCAGUAUUGUUUUAAGCAAAAACAUGACAAAAUAUAAUGAAAUGGUAUUUUACCUGUCAAAGCUACCCUUUUGUCAAUAAAGAAAAAACCUUUAUGGUACAUAAAAAUGGGAGUGUUCCUUUACUUUAGUAGAUCUCCUAUGCACUUUCAGGAGAUGAUCAACAUUCUCACCCAUCGAAUAGUAUCUUGACAAUUUGCACGUUACGAUCAAAUCAUCCCAAGUACCUUUGUGAAUGUACACAUGCCACAGCUUUAAUGGGACAAUUUUUUAAAAUUGAGGAAACAAUAAUAUUUUUGAUUUGAUAACAAAAAAAUAAUUUCCCUUUAAAUUAAAUUUUAUACUUACAAAUAUAACUCAAAGUGAAUAUGUUUUUCAUCUUACCCGGUUAAAGAAGAAAACUUGUCUAUUUAAUCAAAUGUUGUCGAUGCUGAAUCCAUUUUAUGUUUUGUUUCAUUGUAGUCACUCAGUUCUCUAAAACUUACUGGUAAGUAAUAGCUAUAUUAUUUCAUCUCUGUCUUUUAGCGGCCUUGCUUGAAAGCAACUAGGAGUACAAAGUUGAAAGAUUCUAAAGUUUCAUGAACGACAUAAUUCAGUCCAUCUAAACUGAUAUAAUUUAAUAUUAAUUUUUAAGCAUCACUAAGGAGAAAUAAAAAUAGUCCAUAUUUUAGUUGCUAAUUCUUCGUUUAAAAGCAUAAACAAUGGUAUGUCAAACGUUACCACGACUAUGGAAAGCAUAAGAAUUUCUAGAAUAGGCUGGGAGUUGCAUGGAAAAGGGAUGGGUCUCCUCUUAAUCUUUAGGAAGAUCAUUUCAUCUCUACAUCUAUGAUUCAUCAAAGGAGUCAAAGAUAACAAACCUUUGAAAUGUGUUUGCCUGGCUUAACGAUUAGCUUCAUCAUAGUUCAAACACGUAUAAACAUUGUUGCCGGAAAUUUACAGCACCAAAGAUAAAAUUCCGGAAAAAAGAGAUAUGAUAGCAGAAGGAAGGGCAUACGAAACGAUGAGCCAGUUGAAGAAAUAUAUUACAACAGAGACGGCUAUGACGAUGUGAAGCAGAAAACUCCUUUAUUCGCCCAAGCUACACCAAACUGACGGAAAGAAAAGCCGGGGAUACCAUUCAUCUACGGAGUUGAAACAGGGGAUUUUACCCAGGGACGGCGCUGUGUUAGCGGAGGACGCCUGAUUGACGGGAACCAUGUUACCGUUUGAUAGGAGGUGAAUAAGGACGGUGGUAUCUGCGGCGGCGGCGUUGACGGCGAGGAGGAGGUGGUUGUGGCGGCGGGGAAGGCGGUAAGUAA
This is a messenger RNA of Spirodela intermedia, 9367 nucleotides long. NCBI's taxonomy places the organism in Eukaryota, Viridiplantae, Streptophyta, Magnoliopsida, Alismatales, Araceae. The record is from the annotation of a GenBank genome assembly.